ACAUAUAGCGUUGUAAAAAUAAAUAUGGCGCAUGUCUUAACAGCGCAGUUGAUUAUUAAGCAGUGUUCAUACUUGCAUGCAUACAUUUAGUUCAGGAUAUCAAUUUUGUUCUACCGAGACGAAUAAUUGCUAGGGUAUUAUGAGGGACCAUUUUCCCCAUUCAACAAUCCCUAACAAUUCAGUAAUCAUCGUCAUUCGCCCGCCCCCCGAUUCUGAUGUAAUAGGUACCUACUUCAAUUCCGUGGUAAAUACCUUUAAGCAUCCAUUAAUAUUAUGAAAAUGUUUCAAAUUGAGACAGGCCAACAUUUUUUCGAUAGAAAACAAUUUGUACAUAGGUAAACAGUGGAAAAUCAAAGAACGCGAGUUACCUAAGUGUAACCGGCAUAGAGAUAACGGUUCAUAAAUAGGUAGGUGCUUACUUGCGUCGGUGUCUUAUGAACGUUGCUUUGGUAAUCAUCCCACUAGCGACAUCUGCCUAAGGAAUUUGCAAGUUUUGACAAACAAAAAGGUGGCGCCACUUAGCUCAAUGAACAAUGUACCAAGUAGGUAUAAUUCCUGACAACAGAUGUCGCUGUUGUCUGGGGAAUUUAUUGGCGCCAUUUUUGACUAAGUUUCGUAGGUAGUUUUUUUUAUUGUUCGUUGAUCGUCAUUUACAUAUGCAAAAAGUAUUGUCUGUGUAUACUGCGAGUAAUAAACGUGCAUUAUAAAACCUUUUACAUCCAUUGUUUAGCUAAUAAAACAUAAGUUUGCUUACCUGAAGUGUAACCUGGGUCCAAAGAUCUUAGGCUUCCGGUAGUUUUCUACACCUAUCAAGUCGUUUAAAAAUUCAAUACAGGACUUAAGACUUAAGUUUUCGAUAUAGUUUUGAAACACCGUCCACGCCACGCUAACUUGUACUGCAUUUAAUUUAUCACUGCAUAGAGUCGACUGUAGAUUAAUUAUCAAAAUAAUAUGCUCACAUUGAAGAGUUGUCAACCUGGAAAAACUUAACUGAAUUUAUGAGAACGCAAGAACGGUUCGUUUUGGAAUUUCCCAAUUUGUAAUUUGACAAGAUUGUCUAAUGUUGCCUUGUUAUUAGCCCAAAUAUUGGGAUACAAGUAUUUUGAUGCACUUUUGUCUGAUCUAAUAAAUAAUUCCAUCAAUAUUAGAAUAAAUUGUAACAACUAAUUGCUUAAUCAUUUAUUCUACGUAAGUGAUUUUGGUUAAGUAAAAUAAUAUUAAUAUCAAUAUAUAAUCCUUCGUACUAUCACUUUUGUGUAAUUUAAACAAUGGAGUGCUCACCAAAUACGGGUCACAAACCUGCCCGUAUUUAACAAAGGAUUCUUAUACGUCCUAUAAACAGCUAAAUAGCGAAGUUAUAAACUACGUGUCGUGAAGUGCUAGCAGGAUAACAUUCCGUUUUAGGUCGAUUAUCAUGUUGGGCCAAACGUUUGUGACAAAUACCUACGUACGGAUUCGGCUUUGAUUCAGCGCAGUAAAUAAUUUAGUGCGUUUUACGCCGCGAGAGAGAGCUUACGUCCGUUCAAUUUAUCCUUGUGAAGUGCAUUCACUUCGCGUGUGUAUGUUUUAAAUGUAACUGACCUUAGUGCAAAGAGUAAUUGCCAAAUCGACUAAAAUAAAAUGUUUCUGUGCAAGUGAAAAUAAUAAUAUAAACACUAUUUUUUUUUAUCACAAAAUGUGAAAUUUGGAUGUCAAUAACAACAGUUUGAACUAUAUAGGUACUGCUACGAAGAUGAGCCUGUGUGUGUGGGUGCUGGUCGCUUGCGCGGCCACUGCGCAUGCGCUCCGGGUCGGCGUCGGGAUCGCUGACGUCACCGGGCCCCCCGCCGAGAUCACGUUUAUGGGCUACGCUCAACUGGAGCAAUCUGGUCAAGGCAUCCACUUGAGACAGUUCUCGAGAGCAUUUGUUAUAGACGAUGGCCCUGAAGAUAAAGCAGGAAGGCUGGUAUUCGUAUCCGUUGAUGCCGCCAUGAUGGGUCAUGGUGUGAGGAAGGAGGUGAUAAAACGCCUCCAGAAGCGUUACGGCGACCUGUACGGUGAACACAACGUGAUCAUCAGCGGGACUCACACGCACUCCACGCCGGGAGGGUUCCUCAUGGACUUCCUCUUCGACCUGCCGAUCCUGGGCUUCGUCAAGGAGACCUAUAUAUCUUAUAUUAUUGGGAUUUAUAAGAGUAUAGUGAUAGCUCAUACGAAGCUGACAGAAGCCCGAAUGGUGUAUAACGAGGCUGAACUUCUGGAUGCCAACAUCAACAGGUCCCCUACGUCUUAUCUACGGAACCCUCCGGAGGAGAGAGCUCGAUACAAAUACGACGUCGACAAGACCCUCUCGCAGAUCCGCUUCGUGUCUCCCGAGGACAAGGUCCUGGGUGUUAUCAACUGGUUCGCGGUGCACCCCACCAGCAUGAACAACACCAACCGGCUCAUCUCCUCCGAUAACGUCGGGUACGCUUCUAUUCUUAUGGAGAAGGCGCUCAACGGGAAUACUACUUUGCCUGGCAAGGGUAGCAUAGUAUGUGCAUUCGCAUCUACGAACCUGGGCGACGUGUCCCCGAACACUCGCGGGCCGCGCUGUGAGUUCUCCGGUAAGGUCUGUGACCAGGAAUCGCUGCUGUGCAAGCUCCCCAAGGAGAGGUGCUUCGCAUCAGGACCCGGGAAUGACAUGUUCGAUAGUACCCGGAUCAUCGCUACCAAGAUGUUCAAGACUGCUAUGGAGCUGAUUAACCAGCCAGGCGAAGAUCUGACAGGUCCUGUGGGUAUAAUGCAUCAGUACGUUAACAUGCCGGAGGAAGAGGUGUCACCGUUUGACCCUGUAACUGAAACAUUUAAUACGAGUGUGUCGGUGUACGGCUGCUCGCCGGCGAUGGGCUACAGCUUCGCGGCGGGCACCACGGACGGGCCCGGCGCCUUCGACUUCCGCCAGGGGACCACCACCUCCAACCCGCUCUGGAACGCCGUCAGGGACUUCAUCGCCGAGCCCACCAGGGAGGACGUCAAGUGCCACGCGCCCAAACCCAUACUGCUGGCUACGGGGCGGGCGAAGUUUCCCUACGAGUGGCAGCCGAAGACAGUAUCCUGUUCAGUCGCCCGCAUCGGGGGGCUGUUCCUGGCUGCUGUGCCAGGGGAGUUUACCACCAUGUCCGGAAGAAGGUUGAGGAACAUCAUCGCGAAGACUGCCCCCGAAGCCAAGAGGGUGGUGCUCGCUGGUCUCGCGAACAUUUAUUCAGAUUAUAUCGCUACUCCUGAAGAGUAUCAGGCUCAAAGAUACGAAGCUGCAUCCACGAUCUACGGUCCACACACACUCGACAUCUACCUGAACAAAUAUGUAGAGCUAACGAAGGCCCUAAUCUCUAGCACCCCGCUCCCGGCCGGCCCGCCGCCCCCGGACCUGAGCGGGCAGCUGAUCUCGCUGGUGGCGCCCGUGCUGUGGGACUCCGCGCCCUGGAGACACGAGUUCGGGGACUGCCUCAAGCAGCCCUACAAGCAGUACAGCUACGGAGAUGUUGUCACUACGCAGUUUGUGUCGGGCCACCCGCGCAACAGCAUCCGCCACGGGCGCUGGUUCGCGGCCGUGGAGCGCCUCGAGUCCGAGCAGGACGACGCCUGGACUGUGGUCGCCACCGACGCGGACUGGGAGACCAAGUUCAUCUGGAUCCGUGACUCCAAGGUAAUGGGUACAAGUCGCGCGGAGAUAGAGUGGGAGAUCCCCGUGGGGACCCCCCCAGGAGUGUACAGGAUCCACCACUUCGGCAACUACAAGUACGUGCUCGGGGGGAUAUACCCCUACCAUGGGUUCACUGAUAGCUUCGAAGUCUCUUAAGACUGGUGAUAACCACCAGUGGGUAUUCAAAUAUGGACUUUAACUUUUAGUGGUUAAGGUACGUAUUGCAAUGAUUUGAAGUGGCUGGUGAAGGAUAAAACUUUACAUCGCCGCCUGUGAUUAUUUAAAUGUGGACUUUAAUUUGUUGUUAUUAACGUACAUAUUACAGGGAGUGGGCAAGCUCGCUUUCCGUUGAUGAGAUUCGAAAAGAGUUUUCUUAUAUUCAUAUUGCGAUUUGAAAAUUGAUAUAUCAUUAUUGAAUUAUUCUCGCGAUAGUUACUAUCAAAAUAUUUAAAGUCAGUUGGAUUUUGAUAAAAACCUUUUAGGAGAUAGGUACUUUGAUUACAGCAGAAGUGUUUUAUUUUGGGAGUAUAAGUUUCAUGGAACUACUUCCUCAUGUUGUUUAAAUAUUAAACAUGUUACAUAGAAGAAAACACAUUAUUUUGCUUAUAGUAAGCUACUAAAUUGCCUAUUUGUAAAUAAUAUAUCAUAUUGUAAGAUUUUAAGUCUAUUUAAGUAUAUUAUUGUGCCUUCAUCAAUCGGGACCAUGAAUGUACCAUGAUUUCUUAGAGCAAAAUUGAUAGAGCGAGAUAGCGCGAUACGUGAUGGGUAGUGGCGUCUCGCUUCCACAAGCCCUUUGUGAAGUGCUCAUAGCGUUAUUUAAUGCUACUUAUGUACUAUGCCAGAAAAUCCAGUUUUUAAACUUAAUCGUCACUUUGACUUAAUCCUAUACUUAAGACUAUUAUAAACCUCGCACGUUUAAAUUAAGUAUUCUGUUUAUAUUAUUCUUACUAAAUAUUUUUGCUAUAACGCCAUAAAUUAUUAGAUUAUUAAUGCAAAUAAAUGAUAUACUUACUUAUUAAAAAAUAUGUUAUAAAAUGCAAUUCUAUAAGAAAAUCAAAGAACAGUUAAAGAAGGUGAACCAUAUAAUAUGUUUAGGGCUGAAGACAAUUAAUAUAACAAAAUGAUUCAGUAAGGAAUACUGUACGUUAUUUUUUUUAAUUAGCGUAUGCUGUGUUCAUGUACAUACCUGUAUUAUUUUCAGGGUCUGUGUUGGGACACCGAAGUAUCUUUUCUUUUUUCCUUUUUAAAAACUACUCCCGAUGUAGGAACAUUAAAAUCACAUGCACGACAACACUCAGAUUCAGGACAAGCAUUCAUGGAUCACAAAAAUGCUUGUCCUAUGCGGGGAUCGAACACGCGACAUGUCGCGCAGUAUUUUGAGCUUGUUGACCUCAACCACUCAGCUAUCCGUGUAGUCCAAUCUGAAAAGGUGGUUCAAUUUAAUCCGUUGAUUGAUUCAGAACUUAACUUUAAAAGGUGGUUAGUUUCUUCUAUGCUGUUUCUUUCAGGAUUAAGCGUUAGUUGUUAAUGUUGUUCGGUGCGCCAUUAUAAGUAUAACUCCUUACUUAUAUAUUUUAAUCAAACCAAAGUGAAUUUCUAGGUGUACUCUAAUGUAGUUAUAUAGUAAUGCUAGUCGUUAAUGAAAUUAUUUCUACUUACAUUCUGUGUUAGAUGGCCAGCCCUUAAUUAAACUUUAAAAAAGAUAAAACACGAUAAAUUUAUUUAUGCCGAUGACGAAAAUUGGAACUAAAAUUUCGUCAAACGAAUUUGACAGCUAUUGAAGUGAUGGCAGCGCUACUGGUGCCACUGUCGUCGGCAUUCAUAAAUUUGUACUUUGUUCUUGUAUGGAGAUGACAUUUCUUUACGACAAUUUAUGUGAUUUAGACUUGUCAAUUCCAUACAUUUGAGUGAUAAUUUUGUCAACGUUAAUCUUUGUAUAUCAUUUGUUUAAGAGGGCUUAUAUAAUUAUGGGUUCUUAACAAGGAUUGCUACUGUAGUUAAAGUAACUAUUGAGGUGUGCGAAAUAGAUGCCGCUCUAUAAAGUGUAGUGUGCCAUCUCUCUUCUACAUGUGCAAUAUUGGCCUUAAACCUCUUGAACAGUCUUGUUAGGGUAUUGUACCUACUUGUAUAUGUUUAAUAAGAACUGAUCACUAAGCUAAGUAGUGCUAAGAAGUGCCAAUUGUAUGUUGUAUGUUAUAAAUAAACAUUUAUUUAAAUAUG
Molecule: messenger RNA, 5884 nt
Organism: Trichoplusia ni (cabbage looper)
Lineage: Eukaryota; Metazoa; Arthropoda; Insecta; Lepidoptera; Noctuidae
Gene: CDase
Product: neutral ceramidase
Exons: 14
Coding region: 1733-3820 (695 amino acids)
Biological process (GO): sphingosine biosynthetic process; long-chain fatty acid biosynthetic process; ceramide catabolic process
Cellular component (GO): extracellular region
Molecular function (GO): N-acylsphingosine amidohydrolase activity
Source: RefSeq, a predicted model, not a curated record